Molecule: messenger RNA, 750 nt
Organism: Acytostelium subglobosum LB1
Lineage: Eukaryota; Evosea; Eumycetozoa; Acytosteliales; Acytosteliaceae
Exons: 1
Coding region: 1-750 (249 amino acids)
Source: RefSeq, a predicted model, not a curated record
AUGAGGACAAAGGUCGUACUAAGACAAUGUUGGGCAAAGUUGUAUGACUUCUUGUAUAACUUUGUAUCGACACUGGCCAACUGUUUUGGUAUGCUCUGUUGUUGGUGUGAUUGUUGUGCAAGACUUGGUAGAAGAGGUAGACGUUAUAGUAGUCUAUCACCACAUUCAUCAAAUGGAGGUGGAGGACCAGGAGGACCAGGCGGCGAAGAAUCAAUGACAAGAAUAAGACUGGGAUUCAGAGGCAAGGACAUGUGGGUGGAGACACGAGGUCUAAACUUCCAUCAAACAUUCGGUCGAUAUGCAGUGCUGAUGGAUAGCAAGGAUAGGAUCAUCCCGUUUAGCAAGAAUGGCGAGUUGAUUGAGGAGCUCGACCCAGACAUGACAUACAAGAUCGUAGCCAAUAGAUAUGGCGAGGCGGGCGAGGACAGGUGGAAGAAGCAUAAAGAGAACGAGAAGGUCAAGGCCAAGAAACAGAAGCAACAACUCAAAGUGACCAAGCCUCCUUCAUCAUUGUUAUUGGAUGGUAAUCUACAUGGGAACAUCGUACAAGAACAGCCACUCAUUCAAAUAGUCGAUGAACAUCAUCAAGUGGAAGUGGAUCUGGUCGAUGAAGAUGGUGAAGGACUACUGGACACAUCAACGCUGGAUCAUUUUACAAUCGAUAUACCAAACAACAACAACAAUGAACACAAAGAUGACCACGAAGAUAGCUACCAGGCCUCGUCAACAAUCAAUCACACAAACACCUAA